UCUAGAGUAUGAACCUGACUAGUUUAAGGGCCACCACGAUCCAACACAAUUUCCUCCUCAUAAUCUACCCAGCACAAGGCCAAUUAAACCCUGCACUCCAAUUUGCCAAGCGACUCAUUGCCAUGGGUGCACGUGUCACACUUCCCAUCACUCUCCACAUGCACCGUCGCAUCUCCAACAAAACCACCAUCACUGGCCUCUCCCUCGCCCCUUUCUCCGACGGCCACGACGACGGUUUCAACGCCAUCCACGGCACCGAUUCCGAUUUCAACCUCUACGUGUCCGAUUUCAAGCACCGCGUCUCUCACUUCAUCACCAAUCUCAUUCUCUCUAGUGCACGUGAGGGUCGCCCUUUCACCUGUUUAACUUACACCUUGCUCGUUCCUUGGGCACCAGAGCUGGCGCGUGGGUUCAAUCUCCCCUCGGCGAUGCUGUGGAUUGAACCCGCCACGGUGUUGGAUAUCCUUUAUUACUACUUUCACGGUUACGGUGAUUACAUAAACGACAAAACUAAAGAGGGUUCUUCGCGUUCCAUAGCACUUCCUGGAUUGCCGUUUUUGCUAUCACCCCGUGACAUACCGUCGUUUUUAUUGGCGUGGAAAUCGAGUGUGUUGUCUUUUGUUUUUCCGUUGUUUGAAGAACAGAUUCAACAGCUUGACUUAGAAGCCAACCCUAUAAUACUUGUGAACACCUUUGAAGCUUUGGAAGCUGAGGCCUUAAGAGCCGUUGAUAAGUUCAACAUGAUCCCCAUCGGGCCGUUGAUUCCUUCUGCUUUCUUGGAUGGAAAAGAUCCAUCUGAUACUUCUUUUGGUGGUGACCUUUUCCCACUUUCAAAAGAUUAUGUUGAAUGGCUUGACACAAAGGCAGAGUUAUCUGUGGUUUAUGUGUCCUUUGGGAGUUACUUUGAGUUAUCUAGGAGACAAACAGAGGAAAUUGCACGAGCGUUGUUAGAUUGUGGGUGUCCAUUCUUGUGGGUCAUAAGAGAAAAAGAGAAAGAAGUGGAGGACUUAAGGCACAGAAAGGAAUUGGAAGAGAAAGGGAAGAUAGUGACAUGGUGUUCUCAAGUGGAGGUUCUGUCACAUGGUUCUGUGGGGUGUUUUGUGACGCACUGUGGUUGGAAUUCGACCAUGGAAAGCAUGGUUUGCGGGGUCCCUAUGGUGGCAUUUCCUCAGUGGUCCGACCAAAGGACCAAUGCAAAGCUAAUAGAAGAUGUGUGGAAGAUUGGAGUGAGGGUAGAUGAGGAAGUGAAUGACGAUGGCAUUGUACGAGGAAAGGAAAUUUGGAGGUGUUUGGAAGUGGUGAUGAGGAGCGGAGAGAGAGCGAGUGAGUUGAGAGUGAAUGCCAAGAAAUGGAAGGGCGUGGCUAAGGAGGCAGCCAAGGAAGGUGGUCCUUCAGAGAUGAAUCUAAAGACUUUUCUUGAUGGCGUUGGAGAAAGAAGGUUGCAUGCUUUAGAACAAUAAUUGAAUUGUUAGCCAGUGGAACGAGAUUUCGUGCCGAGUGUGUUUUUUCUAUUUUUUUUAUUGCUUCGUAUCUUUGUCCAUGAAUAGAACAUUGACAUUUGACAAUUGAAGGGGUAGCAGGGGCAAUUAGUGCCAGUUUAUGUCAUAUGUGACCCACAGAGGUUAUUUUUUGUUUCAAUUAUUGUUUUUUGUAUUUUUAUUAUAAUUAAUUGCUCAAAAUUAAAUCUAAAGAUAAAUAAUUAAUUUUAUCUUGAAUGAAAUGAUGAAAUUUU
Molecule: messenger RNA, 1732 nt
Organism: Abrus precatorius (Indian licorice)
Lineage: Eukaryota; Viridiplantae; Streptophyta; Magnoliopsida; Fabales; Fabaceae
Product: UDP-glycosyltransferase 75C1-like
Exons: 1
Coding region: 9-1460 (483 amino acids)
Molecular function (GO): UDP-glycosyltransferase activity
Source: RefSeq, a predicted model, not a curated record